AUGAGCAUUCUAAAGGGACGGGGAGGACGAGUUAGAGUUAAGGAGGAGGACGAGGACGAGGACGAGGAGAACGUGGGAGACGUGGAGUUUGGCAAGUUCUCUUCCGCCGCCGUUGGCGAUCCCGAUACUAUGGCCAAGAUGCAGGCAAUAUUGUCCCAGUUUACUGAGGAACAAAUGAGUCGAUAUGAAUCGUUCAGAAGAUCAGGUUUUCAGAAAGCUAAUAUGAGGAGGAUAUUGGCAAGCAUCAUAGGAAGCCAAAAGGUUUCUAUGCCCAUGACAAUUGUGAUAUCUGGGAUAGCCAAAAUGUUUGUUGGAGAACUCAUAGAGACAGGUAGGAUGAUUAUGGCAGAAAGAAAGGAAAUGGGGCCAAUUAGGCCAUGUCACAUACGAGAAGCAUUUCGCAGGCUGAAGCUUGAAGGCAAGAUACCUAAACAAUCUGUGCCGAGGCUUUUUCGAUGAAGUUUUCAAGCUCUUCUGCAAGAUAGAAUCCUCUCAAUUUUUUGGUUGAUGUUCUGCAGAUAAUAAAAUGACAACAAUUGCUGACGUAGUUCAAUUUAGAUGCAUUUGAUUUGUAUACAGUGAACUCUGCAUUGGUUUAUUUUGGGGAAUAAAAUAUAUUGCUAGAGCAAUAUUCAGUCGUA
Molecule: messenger RNA, 641 nt
Organism: Asparagus officinalis (garden asparagus)
Lineage: Eukaryota; Viridiplantae; Streptophyta; Magnoliopsida; Asparagales; Asparagaceae
Product: transcription initiation factor TFIID subunit 11-like
Exons: 5
Coding region: 1-459 (152 amino acids)
Biological process (GO): RNA polymerase II preinitiation complex assembly; transcription initiation at RNA polymerase II promoter
Cellular component (GO): transcription factor TFIID complex; nucleus
Molecular function (GO): protein heterodimerization activity; transcription coactivator activity
Source: RefSeq, a predicted model, not a curated record